AUGAGCCCUUGCGGGCCCCUCAACCUGAGCCUGGCGGGCGAGGCGACCACGUGUACAGCACCCGGGGCCUCCAACGCGUCCGCCGGACCGCUGUCGGACCUGGCGGGCGCGUCGCCCGCGCUGCCCAUCUUCUCCAUGACGCUGGGCGCCGUGUCCAACGUGCUGGCGCUGGCACUGCUGGCGCAGGCCGCGGGCCGUCUGCGGCGCCGCCGCUCGGCAGCCACCUUCCUGCUGUUCGUCGCCAGCCUGCUGGCCACCGACCUGGCGGGCCACGUGAUCCCGGGUGCGCUGGUGCUGCGCUUGUACGCGGCGGGGCGCUCGCCGGCCGGCGGCGCCUGCCACUUCCUGGGCGGAUGCAUGGUCUUCUUCGGCCUGUGCCCGCUGUUGCUGGGCUGCGGCAUGGCCGUGGAGCGCUGCGUGGGCGUCACGCGGCCGCUGCUGCACGCAGCCGGCGUCUCGGUGGCCCGCGCGCGGCUGGCGCUGGCCGCGCUGGCCGCCGUGGCCUUGGCCGUGGCGCUGCUUCCAUUGGCGCGCGUGGGCCGCUACGAGCUGCAGUACCCGGGUACGUGGUGCUUCAUCGGUCUGGGUCCGGCGGGAGGCUGGCGCCAGUCGUUGCUCGCCGGCCUUUUCGCCGGCCUCGGCUUGGCCUCGCUGCUCGUCGCGCUCGUGUGCAACACGCUCAGCGGCCUGGCCCUGCUGCGCGCCCGCUGGCGCCGCCGCUCUCGACGGCACUUCCCGGCUGGAGGCCCCGACAGCCGCCGUCACUGGGGAGGGAGCGGACCCCGCCAGGCCUCCGCCUCGUCCGCCUCGUCCGCCUCGUCCGUCGCUUCGGCCUCCGCCGCCCCCGGCGGCUCCCUGGGCCGUGGCUCAGCGCGGCGAGCCCGUGCCCACGACGUGGAGAUGGUGGGCCAGCUCGUAGGCAUCAUGGUGGUGUCGUGCAUCUGCUGGAGCCCCCUGCUGGUGUUGGUGGUGCUGGCCAUCGCGGGCUGGGGCUCCAGCUCCCUGCAGCGGCCGCUGUUUUUGGCCGUGCGCCUCGCCUCGUGGAACCAGAUUCUGGACCCCUGGGUGUACAUCUUGCUGCGCCGGGCUGUGCUUCACCAACUGCUUCGCCUCCUGCCUUCAAGGGCAGGUGCGAAGGGCAGCCCCACGGGGCUGGGCCUAAUGAGCGCUUGGGAGGCCAACUCGCUGCGCAGCUCCCAGCACAGCGGCCUCAGUCACUUCUAGGGGCGCCCGGCGGCUAAGCCAGACCACCCGGGGCGGGGCCGGCCUCUGGUCCGCAGCUCGGAGACUUCGGGGACUAAAACCUUUUUUUGCGGACAAGCCCAGGGCGGUGCGUCCCGUCGUGGCUGCAGCACCUUUGCGGCCGCGCGGGGGCCGCAGAGGUGCUGUGUACGCCUCCGGGGUGUGCAGUUCCGGGACUAGUCACGCGGGGGCGCAGAGACGCAGAGCCGGAGGAACAUGCGCACAACGCCGUAGCCGCAGUCUUGGGGCGGUGGCUCGGCUAGGAGCAGAGUGGGAGGGUUGGGGGGCGCUUUUCGCCCCUGCUGCCGUCAUGAGUGACUCCCGCAACCAUUCGCUCAUUGUGGCCCUGAGCUCCCCCACACAACCCCAAGUCCCUGCCCCCCAAACUAUGCCCCAUCACUGGCCUCUACCCCCGGAAGUCCCUCAACACAGCUCCGAGCCCCCUCCCAUGGCAGCCUGCCCAUGCUCCCCACCAUAAUAACAGCCCCGAGUCUCCACCAUCCCUUGGCCCCCUUCAAAUGAUCCCCCACCAUAAUCCAGGGCCUCUCCCCGUCACUCCCUACGCCGCCGGCCACGUAUCACAU
This is a messenger RNA of Balaenoptera acutorostrata (minke whale), 1826 nucleotides long. RefSeq names its product prostaglandin E receptor 1 (gene PTGER1). Gene Ontology annotation, biological process: adenylate cyclase-activating G protein-coupled receptor signaling pathway; positive regulation of cytosolic calcium ion concentration; inflammatory response. Bases 1 to 1224 code for a protein of 407 amino acids. Gene Ontology annotation, cellular component: plasma membrane. The transcript is spliced from 2 exons. Gene Ontology annotation, molecular function: prostaglandin E receptor activity. Lineage: Eukaryota; Metazoa; Chordata; Mammalia; Artiodactyla; Balaenopteridae. The record is from RefSeq and is a predicted model, not a curated record.